AUGAACACAACAGACAACCCAUACUCCAUCUUGGGUGUCUCCCAAGAUGCAGACGAUGGCACAAUAAAAAAAGCUUAUCGACAAGCUGCAAAGUUGCAUCAUCCAGACAAGCAAACCAGUGAGGAAGAUCGCAAACUUGCGACACAUAGGUUUGCAAAGAUUGCUGAUGCUUACGCCCUGUUGAAUGACCCUGUCAGACGUUAUGACUGGAGGCAAGCCAAUGAAAACACAAGUCGCGCUUCAACAUCUCAAAGAUCAUCAGUGCCAAAACCAACAUCAGUGCCAAAAACGACCUCACCUUCCUCUCAAAGGCAAGCCAAUAAAAACACAAGUCGCGCUUCAGCGCCUCAAAGAUCACAAGAACCAAAACGAAACUCAAUGUCAAAAACGUCCACACCUUCUCCCCAGGUCAAGAGAAGUGGAUCAUUUCUAAAGCUUCCACGGCACACUUCUGCUUCAACUUCUCCCCAGGUCAAGAGAAGCUCAUCCUUUCAAAGUAUUCCACCACGACACAGCUCUCGCUCAUCUUUCCCCAAGCUCAAGCGAAAUUCAUCGUUUCAAAGUAUUCCACGACACAGCUCUCACUCAUCUGCAUCUGAUGGUUCAUCUGCAUCUGCUUCAUCUGCGUAUUCUCGACCAUCUGUAUAUUCUGGAUCUACCGCAAGCUCUUCAACAACAGGAAGAAGAAAGUCCAGAGUAAGUGCUACUGAGUUCACCACCUCUCCUUCCAUGCAACCAAGCAAAGGACGAAGAGCACCGACCAAUCUUCCUCAACGAGAGACUUCUCAAAAAUCGAUCCCAAGACGUACCACAAGUGCUGGAUCAGACAUGGGCAGAAUGAGAACGAGUGUCAAUGAACCGGCCAUUCGUCCUCCUGCGAAGCCAAAGCGAGCAUCAUCCAACGUAGGUCGCAAUAUUUCACCGGUCCGCUCUAGUAGUAUGGCAAGCAAGAAGUCAAAUGCUCCAUCUAAUGAAAAAGGAAGAAAGAAAAGCAGAGCUCCACUCGGCGAAACUGGAGCUACCCCAAUAAACAAGGGACGCCGACUUCGUCGAGCAAUAUAG
This is a messenger RNA of Cylindrotheca closterium, 1062 nucleotides long. NCBI's taxonomy places the organism in Eukaryota, Bacillariophyta, Bacillariophyceae, Bacillariales, Bacillariaceae. The record is from the annotation of a GenBank genome assembly.